Molecule: messenger RNA, 444 nt
Organism: Penicillium vulpinum
Lineage: Eukaryota; Fungi; Ascomycota; Eurotiomycetes; Eurotiales; Aspergillaceae
Exons: 1
Coding region: 1-444 (147 amino acids)
Source: RefSeq, a predicted model, not a curated record
AUGGACCCCGUGAGCCUGACCGCAAGUGUGAUCGCUAUUGCGACUUUAGCGACGCAAAGUUGCAAGUUGACAUACAACUUGAUUGCCAGUUUGGUAGGGGCGCCAGAUGUCAUUUCCAACUCUCAAGCAACUCUCCUAGAGACUGGAAAGUCACUCGAAUCCCUAAAAGACUUUCUCGACAGAAAAGGAUCCGAGUACGAAACAUCUGCAGCGUUACAGGUGACCGAGCUUGUUCGCGCCAUCCAGUCCACAAAUGAGACUUGCGAUGAGUUCCGUGCGACAAUCGACAAGAUUACGAAACACUCGAGCGGGUCGCAAUCAUGCAAGCGGGAUAGAAUCGCGGUGAAUAUUAACGAGUCGAAGAUUGAUAAGGUUCGACCAGCAGCUUGGAGACUGUCAAAGAACGAUAAAUCUGGCAGUGGAUUCGAUCACUCUGUUUGUUAA